AUGUCCACUUUCGGUGAUAGUAAAAACCAUUACUCGACCCUGCUAACCGAGUGCCAUCUGGAAGGACUGAAGCAGGAGCUGUAUAUACGCGAACGGAUUGUGAUUUUUAUCCAACGAACCGAACUGUGGAACCGGAUUAAACGGUACAGUUUGGAGUUUCACGAACGGUUCGUUGAAGCCGGGUGCAAUCCGGACUUGCUGCUGGGGCCACUGAUCGUGACACUGGAAAUAGAUUACGGUGCACUGAAGAAGUUUGACAACGGCGUUCUGGAAAACUUCAUCCGGGAGCCGAUCUACUACGAAAAGGCAUUCCGAGAGGUGACUCUGAGCAUAGCAAAUUCCUUCUUCGAACAACUGGAACGGUCAUUUAAGGUUCGACUGGAACAGAUCUACUGCCGAUUGCGAACGAAAUUGCCCCUUGAAGAGCGGUACUUGUUUCGGACGCAACCGAAAAACGUGUCCAUAGGGUUGACGGUGUUCCGGUGCGUUGUCCAAGGGUACAGUUCCCUGCAGAAGUAUAUCCUGCAAUCGGUUUGGUUGUGUUCGGUCGACCCGCACCGCAUUGCCAUCACCGGUGAAAUCAAGCGGGCUCCCCAGUGCGAAGACUGUGGUGCUCCCAUGCAGGAACAUCAACGGAUCCGCGCCGUUUCCGACUUGUGCACCGUACGAGCGUUCGCUUCCGACAGUCUCAAGACACGUACGACCGUGGGUCGAAUCUAUCAGAGUAUUCUGGUCCGUUUGGCUGACGAUCUGUGUGAACCACUGAAAUUGGGCCACGAAUACGUCAUUACCGGUGUGUUCAACCCGUUGAAUCAGCUGUUUAACGCGUGGGCAUUCGAGGAGCUGUAGCG
Messenger RNA from Ochlerotatus camptorhynchus, 851 nucleotides. RefSeq lists its product as uncharacterized. Bases 1 to 849 code for a protein of 282 amino acids. The transcript has 3 exons. Lineage: Eukaryota; Metazoa; Arthropoda; Insecta; Diptera; Culicidae. The record is from RefSeq and is a predicted model, not a curated record.